Molecule: messenger RNA, 5622 nt
Organism: Cephus cinctus (wheat stem sawfly)
Lineage: Eukaryota; Metazoa; Arthropoda; Insecta; Hymenoptera; Cephidae
Product: UPF0518 protein AAEL005291
Exons: 12
Coding region: 272-3334 (1020 amino acids)
Source: RefSeq, a predicted model, not a curated record
UUUGAGAAGUACCUGUGAAGUUCCGUUGAAUAUAUUCAGCAACUAGAUAUGCUAGUGGUAUUAUCAGAGUGUCCUUAUCGUGUAGGUGCUCGAGUCUGUGUUUUAUUGGAGUUCAAAGUAGGACACGACUAUGACAAGACGAGCCAAUGACAAAUGUUAAGACUAUGUAUAAUACGCCUCCACACUUUUGACAUAUGAAUAUCCGGUCGUAGUGACCAACUGUCACUGGAGAAUGUUAGUCUGUGGUCUUCGUAAGGCUUGAACCGAGGAGAUGAGUUGGCUAAGGAGUAGUCCGCUAAGGACUAGCUUCAGUAAGCAGCGUUCUAGAGAUUCUCCACCAAAGGAUGCUGAUCCUACAGCUUGCUAUGACAGUUUCCGUAAACACUGGCAACAAACCUAUGAAAUCAUUUUACAUACACAGCCACCUACUGGAAUACCAUGUCAGGAUGAUGUUCUUGGAGUUGUCAAUCAUGUAGAUCAGAUGGUAACACUGUUACUUCUAGAACUGCGCAGUGCAACCUCUUCUGAUCAUCAAAGAAACUCUGCUUCUCCAACACAUUCACCAUGUUUGGAGCAUUUACUAAGCGAGAACUUAUUAGAUAAACUUUAUGAAUGGAGUCUGCAUACAGGAAGGUUCAGCAAUGCUGUGCGGUUGGAACAGCUGAAGCUUUACGAACUUCUGGUGUCACACAGUGGAACUCUCCUAGCACAUGAGCCUGUAGCAAGACCUCUUCUAAGACUUCUAGAAGAAUGUGCAGACGAUAUAAUGCCAGUAGAAGUGGAGAAGAAACUUGUGGUUCUAUUAAAUCAACUGUGUGUGGCUCUCAUGCAGAACAUGGCACUCUUGGAUCUGUUCUUCCACCCUGAGGAGUCUGCGAAGAGCAAAUUCAUCAUCUUCACUCUACUUAUUCCACACAUUCAUCGAGAAGGUGGUGUUGGUCAGCAAGCUCGUGAUGCUAUGCUGCUUUGCAUGUCUCUCUCUAAGAGGCAUGACGAAGUGGGUCUAUAUAUUGCAGAGCAUUCUAAUGUGUGUCCGGUUUUAGCUACAGGAUUAAGUGCUCUGUAUUCUCUGCUACCAAGAAAGCUUGAUAUUGAGACCGAUGAUUGGCAUCGACUGACUCCAGACGAUGUAAACGAUAUGUCGGCGUUGACUCAGAUAAUCAAUUCCCUAGAAUUCUGCAAUGCUGUAGCUCAGGUAGCACAUCCUCUGGUACAAAAACAGUUGCUGGAGUUCUUGUAUCAAGGAUUUCUUGUGCCAGUGAUGGGACCAGCAUUGUUGCAGGAUUCUCUCGGCUUGAGCCUAGAACAGCUAGAUGCACCGCAAAACUGGACAACUGUGGAGGAGCUAGUGGCGGCGACAGCUUACUUCGACCUGUUCUUAAGAUCUGUUACGGAACCAGGUCUUCUGCGAUCCCUGGUCAGAUUUUUACUCGAAGAUAAUUAUGACGAGUGUCGUAUACUGGAUAGUCUCAUCCAGAGGAUAUCGUCCGUGUCGCGGGUCUGUAUAGUGACUCUGGCCCUCUUUGAGACCUUAGUUGAUCUGAACUGUGAGGACGUCAUGUUGGAACUAUGCUUUGGAGCACUGAGUCCAUGCUCCCAUGUAAUGCUCUCUCAGCGAAGGAGGCUCAGAGAUGUGGACCCCUUUGGUAGAGCAGCUGAGAAGUUUCUGUCUUUGACACCCACCUGUUGUACACCUUUAUCCAGUUUAUCGACACCGCCAAGUUCCUUGCCCUAUAUGCCUUCCUCUUCUACCUCUCGCAGAAGAAGCUCAAAUUCCACCACUGAUGGUUUUAAGUCCUUGCCGAUGACGCCAAUUAAUUAUGGCGCUAAAUUAUCAGAGAGUCUUUAUGGAAAUUAUCAUGCCUACCUUUGUGAUGCCAGACAGAAGAUUGCCAGUUGCCAAACGGCCUGCUCUAACUGGUCCUGUCAGUACGACGGAGAACCACCAGCCAAAGAAAGUAACGCCAGCAGUGCCACCACCCUGGCUGAUGAGAAUACAUUGGUGGAGCAGUCAGUCAAGAGGAUAGAGAGUAGCACAAUGCUUUCCAAGGACGCGUUCAAAGAUACGAUAGUUUUGAACGACGUUCUCAAAGAUCCAUCGAUGCAAAACAUUCUGGAAAAUAUUCAAUCUUUAUUAGAGGAUGAUGAUUUGAAUGUGACUAGUAGCAAUGAUAAGGAAGAGAUUGUAACAAAGGUGGUUGCUGCUACUCUCACGCCAGAGGAGCAGGCAAAACUGGAUGCAGAUAUUGCUGAGUUGCUUAGCGAGGAUAUUGGAAUAUCGGAACCUGUUGGAGAGACUAUAAUUUCGGAUAAAAAGGAAUCAGACAGUGGGAUAGAUGAGACGAACACAGCAAUGAAUUCUUUGCUGUCUUUGGGAGAAAGCAGCGGAUAUGAAAGUUUUGCAUUCAAAGGUUCUUCAGAGUCUACGCCAGAUAACGAACCUAGCGAAGAUAGAAUAUGUGAACACGAGGAAACGGAAAUGGAACCCUCUGCAGAAGCUUGCGUACAAUUACAUGGGAUUACGGAAUCAAAUUAUAUAAAUACAGAUGGAUCGAUAUCAAGUAAAAUCAUUAAAGAGAGUUCGUACCAUCAAGAUAUUUUUCAUGGUCAACCCAACGUGGGUAUCUUUUUGGAUGUUGUUCUGAGAAAGUUGGAGUGCAUGAUGAGCAAUAACAUUUAUGUUAACUUACAUUUAACUGGACUGCUUAGCAGACUUGCAAUAUACCCUCAGCCAUUGUUACAGUCCUUUCUCUUGAAUCAUUCGUUGGUAUUUCAACCCAGCAUCAGAUCACUCUUUCAGGUUCUGGCUUCCUUGAAACACAAGAUUGAUCAGUUCCUCUCACGUCAUGAUGACGUUGAGAUUCUGGUUGAGCAAGCAAGAUCUUUCCUUAUCAGUCGUGAAGACAGACUGGUUAAUGCUAGAAAAAAUGCGCUAGAAGCAGCCGCUCAGGUUGCACCAAAUCGACGUAGCUUCACGGCCAGUGAACCAUUUUCUAGAGUAUUUAGACGAUGUGAACCAAAAAGAAGGAGUUUGACGUCAUCCCUAUCACAAAUGUUCAGAAGAACAGGCGGCCAUCAUUCAGGACCGAAUAGUCUAACAGGAUCAAUUAGUCAAUCGUCUAGCAUAUCGGAAGAUCAAUUGGAAGUCAUCGGAGAUGGAACAGGAUAUAGAUAUUACACGAGGACAUCGUGGGAGUCGCCGAGUGAAGUGAGCCCUGUACAAAAUGUCGUAUUAUGUGCGGUAGUUCUCGAUGAGUGGCUCAAGGAAUUAGCAGCCAUCACGCAAGAGCACGCUAUAGCUUCACUAACAAGCACACCGGAAUUCAAGGUUUGAAGGGAACGUGUCUAAACAAUCUAACGGAGCAGCUAAUGUCACGUUAGUAAAUUAAGUAAACGUUUCCCUCCUGAACAGGGUUGUAGAUUACCAGUAUGUGAUACAUCGUGUAGGCUUAGAACAAGUUGAAGUAACAUGUCUAACGGUAAUGAGAUAGAUUAUAUGAGCCCAUUAACAAUUGCAAAUGCCAGUUUCACGCAAGAGUUAGAAAGCGUAUUUAAAUAUUUCAUUUUUAAGUCUAUAAACUUCAUAGCACACGGUUCAAGAUACUUCAGUUAAAUGAGUUUAGCUUAGGUACCCGUUAAAAUACAAAAGAUGAAAGCCGAAGGAAAGAAGAAAAAAAUAUAUCGACUUGUCACAUAGCAACGCGUAGACAUUACGUUAUGCAGGAAGCAACGUGAGACCUCUUCAACGUAAUUACCAGCUAAUAGAAUUUAUUUAAAAACUCUAAGAUUCCGCGUGUCUUGCUGAGUGUUGCCUCUUAAAAAUGUAUUAUGUAACAUUAGAUAUUUCUGUAUCAACUGAUUUAUCGCAUACUGCCUGGAGUAUUAUUGAUCAAUGAUAGAUUGAUUUGGAUUUCAUUAGAGACAUCAGAAUUAGACGUGGAGUAUUGUGCCAAUUAUUAACAGUCACUGAUUCUAUUCAGGAGGAAUCACUUUGAAGACGCAGCUGUAUACCGAUCUUUAUCAAUUAAGCCUUAAUUAUUAUUAACAGUUGAGCAAUUUACAGAUCGACCUUCAACUAGAGUCACAACCAAGGCUCCAUUUUACAAGUACCAUUUUGUUAUCAGUGAUGCAUUGUAAGUGCAGUCGUCCCCGAUGGCUACCCAUGUAAAUAGACGUCUAUGAUGUAACUUUCAUCAGUUUCAAACGCCAAUACAAUUGAUUUUUUUGCCUUAUAUAAAAUAACCCGAAUUUUUAGAUAUGGCUUAGGCCGCGCUUCUUAUAAUUUAAGUAUUUGUACUUAGUUGGGCGAGCCAUGUGAAUUAGUACGUCUGAUACAUGUAAGUAGAAUCAAGUCUUGGCGUGAAGAAGGUAGAUAGUUGGAAUAAAAAUAGUGAGAGUCGCAAAGAGGUACCUAUAUAUAUAUUGUCGCACAUUAGAUUAUAGCAGCGUGAACACAUUCAAGGAAUGCGAAUUAAUUUAAAAAUUAAAAUGAAAUAGUACCAGCAAGGUUAUCAGCCAAGUUUUAAACUGCAUUAUCAUUUUUACGUCUAUUCAGUCACUUCCAAUAUUUACCAGAGAAUCGUUUGCUACGGAGAGUCAAACAACUUGCAUAUCCCUAAGUGUUAACGAUUUAUCUGCAUAAUGCGAAACGGAUCUUAUAAUAAAUUGCGCGUCCUGACAAUUAAGCUCAAAAUGAUAUAAAAAAUUAAAUCUUCGUGUCCCGCGGAGAAUUAAUAUGUCUUUUCCAAGAUGUGCGCGCAUAAUGCUGUGCAAUUUCGAUGGGAAUAUCUAUUGGACAUUUUACGUGUAUCGCGCGACGUGCUCGAUAUUUGAGUAAAAUUUUGCACAAUCAAGCUCAAUUCAAAUUGUACGGAAUACACGUAGAUGUUCGAGCGAUAGCGACAUUAGUGCAAUUUUUUAGUAAUACUUGUGUAUUUGCGUAACGCGGUCAGGAUUGAUGUGUGACCAUUGUGCCCGUGUAUAUACGGUGAAAAUGGAUUAAGGACGUUUUCUAUUCAAUUCACUUCACCUUUGAAUAACGUCAAAAUGAUAUUUUUGGAACGCUUUAUCUUUCGCAUUUUAGUAUACAUAUAAUAUGUCCCAAUGUGAUAUUAAAGUUGCAUAUUUUUAGAGCUACCUGAUAGAGCCAUUUACGUUUUCUCAACCGGGUUAUGUUUCAAUCGUCUUUUCAUCUGUAUUAUACUUCUUUUAUAAUAUUUUACUAAUAAUCAUCAGUCUUUCAUUCUAUCGCAAAGCAACAACUCGCAUAACUUUUACUAUGCGCACACUAUUUUUCUCGCAAAGUACAUUUAACAAGAAUUCAAUGACUUUAUGCCUUCUCUUGCAUUAAUUAUUACCGUAUGUAUAUUGUUUUAUCUCUAUUUUUCUUUUGUAAUGCGAGAACGAGAAGCAGUAGAAAGAUUCUACAUAUAUGAAAACCGAGCCAGGCAAGAGUAGUGUUAUGUGCAAUUUUGCGAAAUAAAAAAAAGUAACGAAAGAAAAAAAUCAUAUAAAUAAUAAUUCGCGUUCUGUACAUUACGUGUAUUAUAUAAUAGAAAAUAUAUUAUUAUGUUGUCUGAAAGACGUUUAAGAAUAAAGUGCAACAAUUGCCCAAGUUUAAUA